CUUACUGUAACCUCUGUCGUCUCGAUUAAGAUCAAGGAUAUCGAGAAGAAACGUAUCUCAUCAUUCUACACACAAACCCACCCCUCGAUCAUGGAUAUGCUGAAGAAGCGACGUCUCGACGAGAACGGCAUCGGUCUCCUCCUCAACAACGACGGACACGUCACCACAACAAUCUCGACCCGACUGACCCCGCACGACGCUCGGAAGCUCAUCGACCGAUUCUCCACCGACCAGCUCCUCGACGUCCUGCAAGAGGCCGUCGCCCGGCACCCCGACGUCCUCGAUCUCGUCAGAUCGACCGCCGACUCCGACGUCUCCUUGAGGAAGCUCUUCAUCCGCGGCCUCGCGGCGGAGACGACGACGGAGAGUCUCCGAUCGCUCUUCUCCGGCUACGGAGACCUCGACGAAGCCGUCGUGAUCCUCGACAAGGUCACGGCGAAAUCGAAAGGGUACGGGUUCGUGACGUUCAAGCACGCGGACGGAGCUCUCCUCGCUCUCAAGGAUCCGUCUAAGAAGAUCGACGGGCGCGUGACUGUCACGCAGCUCGCUGCGGCUGGGAAUCAAGGUGGGACGGGGACGGCGGCGGGGGCGGGGGGUCGUGUUUCUUCGGAUGUAUCGACGAGGAAGAUAUACGUGGCGAAUGUGCCGUUUGAUAUGCCUGCGGAUAGGUUGUUGAAUCAGUUUCUUGCUUAUGGAGAUAUUGAGGAAGGUCCUUUGGGUUUUGAUAAAGUCACGGGGAAGUCACGUGGGUUUGCUUUGUUUGUUUAUAAGACUUGUGAAGGUGCUCAGGCGGCGCUUGCUGAUCCCACGAAGGUGGUUGAUGGGAAGCAUCUGCAGUGUAAGUUGGCUAUAGAUGGGAAGAAAGGAAAGCCGCAGGGACAAGAUGGUGGCGCUGGGGUUGGAGGGCAUGGUGGUCACGGUGAUGGUCCUGGACCUUAUAAUCACGGUGGACCUGGUGGGAUGGGUCCUUACGGUGGAUACGCGGGAGGACCACCGCCGUAUCACUUGAACUCCACGCCAGCUUCUAUGGGUGGUGGUGGUGGUGCUGGAGGAGGUGGUUAUGGAGGUGCAUAUGCUGGUCAUUAUAGUGGAUAUGGUGGUGCAGGAUCUGGGGGUUAUGGAUCAAUGGGUGGUGGUUAUGGUGGGCCAGGUGCUGGAAGUGGUCCGUAUAGAAUGCCGCCGAGUUCUAUGUCUGGUGGUGGUUAUCCAGAGAGUGGGCAUUAUGGGCAUUCGUCAGCUUCUGCGUAUCCUGGACAGCAUCCGCCUGUUGGUGCCUCCCCAGUGCCAAGAGUUCCUCUUGGAGGAAUGUACCCCAACGGUGCACCAAAUUACUGAAUGGUUUGUGACACGGAGAAGAUGCAUUUUGUGCUUAGUGGUGAUUACGUGAUUGCAGCUUCUUUAAAAAAUCUCUGGAUUGAUGAAUGUAUUACUGCUUUGACAUCUGUCUCUCUCUCUGCACUUGAACUGAAUGUGCCCUUGGCUUCUGAAUGCCUAGUUACUCUAUGACUGAUUAGUCUAGCCUGUAUUUUCUCUCUUUCAUAGGCUUAGUUGUCAGAUGAAUGGUCUUGUUUGUCAGAUUAGUGAGUUUUCAAUAACAUUUGCUGUAUUCUUCUCUACUAUGUUUUCUGGUUAUUGUUCCUUUUCAAUC
This is a messenger RNA of Raphanus sativus (radish), 1648 nucleotides long. RefSeq names its product UBP1-associated protein 2C. Lineage: Eukaryota; Viridiplantae; Streptophyta; Magnoliopsida; Brassicales; Brassicaceae. Gene Ontology annotation, molecular function: RNA binding. Bases 91 to 1335 code for a protein of 414 amino acids. The transcript is spliced from 2 exons. The record is from RefSeq and is a predicted model, not a curated record.